Molecule: messenger RNA, 3266 nt
Organism: Aedes albopictus (Asian tiger mosquito)
Lineage: Eukaryota; Metazoa; Arthropoda; Insecta; Diptera; Culicidae
Product: putative helicase mov-10-B.1
Exons: 6
Coding region: 137-3115 (992 amino acids)
Biological process (GO): regulatory ncRNA-mediated post-transcriptional gene silencing
Cellular component (GO): P granule; cytosol
Molecular function (GO): 5'-3' RNA helicase activity; RNA binding
Source: RefSeq, a predicted model, not a curated record
CGCUCAGCUUGGCGUCGGCGCUGAGCACUGUCGAUGUGGUGCGGAUGCGGUGAAGUCGGUGAAGCUCUUUGAUGGUGUUUCGUUUGCAAAAAGUUGUGAAUAUUAUUACCAAAACCGCUGAAAACUUCUCCAAAAUAUGCAGAAAAACGUAAAGAAAGCCGGAGUAAACGAAAUCCUCCGGGGCGUGCUGGACAUGUGCCACGGCGAAGGUCUACUCUCGCCGGACGGUACCGUGCCGUCCGAGGUGGUAUUCCGACGCUUCACCGCCGAAGUGUUUCGGCUAUAUCGACAGGAUGUUCGGCUGCGCGAAUUCCAAGCUUUGAUGGGACGGUCCACCUUCGUGACGGAAGCUUUGGCCGAUCGCAAGGAGUACCGGAUAAACGUGGAGAAGGUUGUUGCGGAACGGAAGCCGGAGGAGGAACCUUCUGGUGUGGUGGAAAGAGAACGAAAUGCGGUGAAAGAACCUGGAAGUGGCCCUCAGAAGAAUAACCCAUUCAACAUGAAUCCGUUCCUCUCGAGUCUGCAGCACUAUUCAUUGAUACGUGAUGAAGUGUAUCUGGAGAAGGUUACGACGGGCGUUGAGAUGACCUAUGCCAUCACCGUCAGUCGUCCGGCGGAUCCGGCCUAUUCGGCACAAGGUUACAGCUGUCUGAUUUGCCGGGAGAACUUCCGAAGCGCAAUGGCCUAUCUGCAUCACAUUUCCUCCCACGGAUCCACGCUGACCGUCGAAGCAAACGGCAUCCUACGACGUACCAAAAGUGCCCUCAACGUGACGCUUCUCUACGACGAAUGUCAGCUAAUGUCCACGCUUAAGCUGGCCAAUCGGGAGGGCACUCAGGUGAUUAUCAACGGUGUCUACAUCUACCACAAGCAUUUCGAACUGUUUCCUAUUGAUCUACAAACGACCACGCUGGAGCCGGGUAUGAACCAGGGAUUUUUGAUUCAGAAUCGUAUGCUGGUGAAGUCACCGGACAAGUACUCACUGCUGAUCACGUACCGUCGAAGCGGGGACCAGUGGGAUCUGCUGGAGCAGCACUAUCUGCGGGUUUACGAGGUCAAACGUUCUUCGAGGGGACGCAACCGCGGAAGGAACGAUUUGAAAUCGAUCAGACCGGGUAUGCUUGGCGAUUAUCUUCCACCGAAAAACCUGUGCACCUUGGUUGCGAACAAUUUUCAGCUCGUUUCAUCCUACACGCCUGCGGAGAAAAAGCUGCACGACGAUAUAAGGGCAUUCUACCACGCCAACCCUAAAACACGCCUGAACGCCUCCAACUACUGCCAAACGCUGGAGCUGCUAACCCACAUCCAGGACCUGAACGUCCAGUGUGACCUGGCCCAGUACCGAGCUGACGAUGCCGUGAUCACCCCGACGCAAAUGCAACGACUGUAUCGGAUCGAUACGGCCCAUUUUACCUCACUGCCGGUGAAUCUCGCAGAGGGUGACAUCGUUCAGUUGACCAUCGCGCAGCCGGGGUCCAGCGGAAACAAAAUUGAAGGUACCAUAGCCCAAAUCCUGUACGAUCACAUCGUCGUCGAGUUGGACGUCCGGGUGCAGGCUGACUGUCGUUGCCAGGUGAAACUACAGGCCAAUCGGGUCGUUUGUCGCUUGGAGCUGCAGGCUUUGGAUAUUGUACGGCGGCAUGAGCUAGCUCCGCUGUUCUUUCCCACCGAAGCCCCGAAGGUGACGGCACCCAAGAGCAUUCAAAUGAUCACAGCCUGGACGAACCCCAGCUUGGCGGACAACGUGGAGCAGCAAACGGCCGUCAGAAGCAUCUUGAAUCGCGUUUCGGAUCCACUGCCGUACAUCCUGUUUGGUCCACCGGGGACUGGUAAAACCACCACAAUCGUAGAAGCUAUUGUCCAGAUCUGUAGCCAUCGUCCGACGGCUCACAUCCUAGUGGCGGCCCAAUCGAACUCCGCGUGCGACGAAGUGGCCAUUCGUUUGCUGAAGCACCUUGCUCCGAACAAACUGUUUCGGGUCUAUUCCCGUUCCAGUGAAAAGCGUCUGGACGAAAUUCCGGAAAACCUGCGACAGGUCUCCAACCUCGCCAAUGGUAAACAUCGGUGGCCCACAUGGGAAGAGGUAUACGGAACCAGAGUUGUGAUCUGCAGUCUCUCAAUCUGCGGCCGUUUGGUGCAGAGCAAAAUCCGGAGCAAUCAUUUCAGGUAUGUGUUCAUUGACGAAUGCGGGAGUGCCUCAGAGCCGGCUGCUUUGGUGGCUCUGGCUGGGUUGGUCAGUUCUCGGGGAAAGCUGCACGCCAGCGUUGUUUUAUCUGGAGAUCCAUAUCAACUUGGGCCGGUAGUUCGCAGUGAACUAGCGGCCAAAAUGGGCCUUGGCAUGUCCAUGCUGGAGCGAUUGAUGAAUCUCCCCGUGUACCAAAAGGAUCCCACCACGAAGAAAUACAAUAACCAGUUGAUAACCAAACUGGUGAAGAACUACCGAUCCCACGAAGCGUUGAUCAAAUUCUCCAAUGAGCAGUUCUACGACGGCGAGUUGCAAUGCCUAGCACCCACCGAGGAAGUCUGCUUAGCGGAAAACUGGCGUUGGUUACCAAACAAAACCUUUCCCAUCAUACUGCACACCGUGUUCGGUUCGAAUGAGCGAUCCUCGAAAACCAAAAGUUUCAUGAAUCAAACCGAGAUCGAUACGGUCGAGUUCUACCUAGACUUCCUCCUUAAAGCGGGCAUCAACGAUCGGAAAAUCGCCCAGGAGGACAUCGGAAUAAUAUCCCCGUACCAGCUGCAGGUCCAGCGGCUGAAGCAAAUGUGCGUGGCCAAGCAGUGGCCAACCGUCGAAAUUGGCUCCGUCGAGCAGUACCAGGGCCGAGAGAAACUCGUAAUCAUCCUGUCUACCGCCCGGUCCCAUACGCCGGACGUGGGCUUUCUGAACAACGUAAAACGGCUGAAUGUGGCUCUGACCAGAGCCAAAGCCCUUCUGAUAAUCGUAGGUAACAGCAACACGCUGCAAACGGAUCCCAAUUGGUACGAGUUUAUCAAGUACUGCACCACGAGCCACGCCAUUGUGGGCAGGUGCUUUGGGUUGGACGAGAAACGAAUUGUCGAACGGACCAACCGCGAUGCCUUGUUCGAUGCUCUGUUUAAUGUUUUGGUGUAAUAAUUGAUAUCGUUCAUGAUAUGUUGUCACCGUUCGGUGUGAUCUUAACGACCUAUAUGUGUAAAAUUGUCCUUUCUUUUUGUAAAAGUGAGGUGUUUAAUGUUUUGAGUUUCAAUUAUAAUUUUGAUCGAUGAAAUUCCUUCAUUUCAUA